Messenger RNA from Cadophora gregata, 1500 nucleotides. RefSeq lists its product as uncharacterized. Lineage: Eukaryota; Fungi; Ascomycota; Leotiomycetes; Helotiales; Ploettnerulaceae. The record is from RefSeq and is a predicted model, not a curated record. The transcript has a single exon. Bases 1 to 1500 code for a protein of 499 amino acids.
AUGGAGAGCCCCAAGCUCAUCCAGAUUCACCCAGAGAACCACGAGUUCGACUUCGUCGUGGCUGAGCGACCAAAAUACAUUCCCAAUUCAGGACCUCCUCUGGCUCCAAUUUCAAUUAUGCCGGAUGACGAAAAUGACGGUAUCAUCGUUGCUAGCUUUGAAGUCAACCAUCUUCCCCGAUACGUUGUAUCAUAUACCGAGGCACCAUACCUCCGUAUUAGCGUUGCGCCAGAGAAUAUUCUCAAUUAUGUCUCCCGAUACACGCUUGAACAAUUCGAGUACAUGCAAGUUAUGGAACGUGAGGGUCGUAACUUGGGCAAGGGGAAGGUUGCAAAGGGUGGAAAUGCCUUCGAGGCACGUGACGAGGAAUUAAAGCAGAAAGCAAAGCCUGGCAGGAAACGCAAGCAUGCUCUGGUAGAAGCAGAUGAUGAGAAGGUUGGUUCUAGAUUCAAAGUCAUAGUGGGGCCGGCUUCUCGAGUUGCUCGUAAGUCCAUUGAAGAACCAGAGCCGGUCUUCACAUCACCGCAGCGACCUACCCUAGCAUCUCCUUCAAAGCAGCGAGGUCUGGCCGAUAUGAUGGAAUCUGAGAGCGAGGAGGAAGAAGAGUCUACGUAUCUCGCGAUUGAAGCACAGCUCAGUAGCACCAUGGAAUCGCACCCCCGGUCUAGGCUACAUAUGAAUGUUGCUCUAUCUCCAUCACCACAACCGUCUUCGGCCAGUAAAGGGAAGAGCAAAGCUUUGUCACCAGCUCCAAGGGAUGACAGGAGCUCAUCAAGGCGAGCUCGAAGUUCCAGAAGUCAAAGUGCUUCGGUAUCGGCAAGAACCAGUGAAGCCAAACACCAGCGACCCCCUACACGUAAUGAGUCUUUUGCGACCACAUCGAGCUUAGAGGCAGGGAAGAUUGAUGAGAGAAUGGAGCGAGAGAAGAGUAGGAGUAGAACUCCUUCGAAGAAAACGGGACACUGGGAUAAAUACUCCUCCAUUGUCAAAAGCGAGGGACAAUCUGCCUCUUCAAAGCAGGACAUUCUUGCGGACAACGAUGCCGAUGAGGACGAAGUGCUAGGAGAAGAAGAGUACGAAGUAGAAGCCAUCCUAGAUGAGACACAGUACAGGGUGGGAAAGAAGGGUAAGCAUGUUGUCACCUACUAUCUUAUCAAAUGGGUCGGCAAUUGGCCCUUAUCGUGGGAGCCCGCCGAGAACGUAGGCAGUGAGUCCAUUGAAGUGUACGAGAGGAAGAAGGAUAUGGGAUUGAUUACAGUUGGCGAGGCGGGAGCGGCUUUCGAUGCGGUAUUGGAGGCCGAGGAAGCUGCAGCUUUGGCUAGGGAGAAGGAGGAGAAGAUCCGGAAGAAGAACAAGCGAGGCUACGAUGCCGUUGGUGGAAGCGAUGAGGACCAUAAAAGGAAGGAGACUAGGGGCUCGGCUUUCAAGUACCACCAGCCGAUUCAAGGACAAGUCAUUGACGACGAUGAUGCUUCAGAGUAUGACUCUGAAUAUGAAUGA